Cucurbita pepo subsp. pepo (vegetable marrow) is the source of this 2007-nucleotide messenger RNA. The record is from RefSeq and is a predicted model, not a curated record. NCBI's taxonomy places the organism in Eukaryota, Viridiplantae, Streptophyta, Magnoliopsida, Cucurbitales, Cucurbitaceae.
AUGGCGCGCGCGAUGUGGCGAGGAGGAAGUUCAGAGGAUCAAUUGGCGGUCAUGUUUGGCGACACAUUUCUUCAGGCGAUGCUCGUUCAAGCGUUUCGGCGGUCGAUUGUUAUAGUUGGUGAAGGUCCUUUAGCAGCUAACGACGGUGGGUGGAUGAGACGGUCGGUGAUUCAAAUUAAGAACUGUUUGUUUCCUGGUUUAAGCAAUCAAAGAGACUCCAUGUUAGGUGAUGACCAGAAACUUGGUUGUUCUUCCCAAGAACAGCCACUCUGUUCUGGGAAUUUGAUGAUGUUCAUGAAGAAUCAGGACCCUUCUUGCAGAGAUUAUUCAGAGGUUUUUUCUGGGGUUUCUUCAAACUAUGUUGAAUCUGUGGGAGAUAGAAGUAAUGGUGAAAUGAUUUUCAUUCCACCAGUAGUAGGAAUUUUAGAUGAUCCAAGUUUUCAAUGUCAGGGUGUUUCACUUAGCCUUUCCACACACUCACCCUCUGUUGUUUCUAUGUCUUCAUUUCCUCACCAAUAUCAGAACCCUGCUAUGGCUUCUUCAUUCAUCAAUGCAUCUUCUUCGAUCUUCGAGAAGAGGCCGAAUCCGAAACCUUAUAAUGGUAUGCAUAUAGUGGCGGGAUCUGGGAAUUCGACGUUGAAUUUGGUAUACGUCGAAGCUGCUCAGCAGGUGCUCGACGAAAUGGUUAGCAUCCGGGAAGCUUUGAAAGAGCUGAAGUCUAGGAAACUCAAAGGUUCCAGUGGUUUGGGUGUUGAUUUCUGUAGAGAAAAUGAUGGGGGAUGUAAUGAUAUGAAUGGGGAGAUAUGUUCUGGUUCGAGGGAAUCGUUGAUCGCAAAUUCGUCGGGUGAUUUAUCGCCUACCGAACGACAGGAUUUGAAGAACAAAAACUCAAAGCUUUUGUCCUUGUUGGGUGAGGUGGAUCGAAGGUACAAGCAAUAUUACGAACAUCUGCAAUUGUUGUCGUCGUCUUUCGACACUGUAGCAGGCCGGGGGGCUGCAGAGUUCUACACUGCGCUUGCACACCAGACUAUUUCGUGUCACUUUCGACGCUUGCAAGAUGCAAUCAAUGCACAGAUUGAGGUUACCAGGAGAACAUUGGGGGAGCAAGAUGCUUCCCAUUUUGUUCAAGAAGGCAUUCCCCGUCUCCGCUUUGUCGACCAGCACCUCAGGCAACAGAGGGCACUUCAACAGCUCGGUGUCACGCCACAUAGUUGGAGACCUCAACGAGGGCUUCCCGAAAGCUCCGUGUCGAUUCUUCGCGCUUGGCUGUUCGAACACUUCCUCCAUCCAUAUCCCAAGGAUUCAGAGAAGCUUAAGCUAUCAAGACAAACUGGCCUGACCAGAAACCAAGUUGCAAACUGGUUUAUAAACGCGCGUGUUCGGCUAUGGAAACCAAUGGUCGAGGAGAUGUACAAAGAAGAAUUCGGAGACUCAAACAUGGACAUCAAAUCCUCACCAGAAAAUGCAUCCAAAGCCUCAUGGAACAAUUCACUAUUCUCCGAAGAUAGAGGAGGGGACGAGUUACACGAGUUGCACGAGCAAGUCCUCUACCGCUCGUGUUCUACCAACGACAUGAUCAAGUCGACUAACUUCUCAAUCGGAGGAGACGUUUCACUUGCGCUGGAGUUGAAGCAUUGUGAAGGUGAUGAAUUUGGGAUGUUUGGGAGUAGUACCAACAGAAUGGUUGGUUCAGUGGAGCUUGAGUCACAAGAUUUGCCAUGUUUGGAACCAGAAAGGCAUCAUCAAUGCAGGCUCACCAGUUCAACUAUGUUGCAUGAUUUUGUAGUUUGAAACUCUGCUCUUGUUCAUGACAGAAGAUAAAAUUUAAAUAUACAUGUAUAUAAGGGUAUAUGGUGCAAAUUUAUAGUUUAAGAAGUGUAAUUUGUUGGAAAAUUGGGGAUAUAAUUGCAAAUAAGUGUAAUUUGUUUGUAGUUUUCCAAACAAAUAAGGGGUUGUAAUGCAAUUCUUGAAACUAAUUGUAAUUUUUGAAUUCUCAUCGAGUUUAAA